AUGGCGAUCACUCUUUCCACCAACUCAAGAUGGAUUGUUGAUCCGUCUGGAAACCGGUUCAAGCUCAGAUGCACCAAUUGGGCCGGUCAUCUCCACAUUAUGGUGCCCGAAGGCUUGGAAAAGCAGCCAUUGUCGCACAUUGCGGCCAAUGUGGCUUCCAUGGGUUUCAACUGCGUCCGACUCUUGUGGGCAACUUUUAUGUACACUAGACACGAGUAUUCUAGCCUAACUGUCGCCCAAUCACUCGACAAGUUUGACCUGAAAGAUGCAAAGGAAGGAUUCGCCAUUAACAAUCCUAAACUCCUUAACCUGACCGGUGAGAAUGUUCACCUGGCUGUGGUUAACGAACUCGGGUUAAAUAAUGUGGUUGUAAUCUUGGAUAAUCAUAUUAGUCUUCCUCAAUGGUGCUGUGGAGAAACAGAUGGAAAUGGGUUCUUUGGUGAUGAGAAUUUCGAUGUUACUGAAUGGGGUAUGGGCUUAACUAUGGUCGCCAGGAAAUACAAAGGCAAUCCAACGGUGGUCGGAAUGAGCAUGAGGAAUGAGCUUCGUGGGUCUAGACAGAACGAGAACGAUUGGUAUGAUUACAUGCAGCAAGGCGCAAACGCGAUCCAUUAUGUGAAUCCGGAUAUGCUGAUAAUCGUGUCCGGUUUACAAUACAAUUCGAAUCUUGAGUUUCUUAAAGGUAGACCAUUCGGUGCGAACGUUGACAAGAAAUUGGUGUUCGAGGCUCAUUGGUACCCGUUUGGGGAAUCUCAAGAAAGCUGGUUGAACAAAACGAACGAGUUUUGUGGGUCGAAAAUCGGGUUGUUUUUUAGUAAGUCGGGUUUCUUGUUAGACAAUGGAAUUCCCUUGUUUUUGAGUGAAUUUGGAACCGAUCAGAGAGGUGGGGAUGAAAUGGGUAACCGGUAUUUGAAUUGCUUGAUUUCGGUUUUAGCUGAGAAAGAUCUGGAUUGGGGUUGGUGGGCAUUACAGGGAAGUUACAUGUUAAGGGAAGGGGUAACUAAUAUGGAAGAGUCUUACGGCAUGAUGGAUUUGAAUUGGACCCGACCCAGAAAUAUAACUGUACAAAGAAAGCUACAAUUUUUACAGCAAAUUUCUCAGGAUCCGAAUUCAAAUAAGACAAAAUCCAACAUUCUUUAUCACCCACAAAGUGGGCAAUGUGUUAACCUACUAGACAAAGAUGUUAUAGCAUUAGGAAACUGCAAUAGCUCUAUUUCAACAAGAUGGGACCAAGAUCAAGAUGGGUCGGCGAUCAAGUUGGCUGGUACCGACCGGUGUUUGUCGAUCGUGGAGGAAGGAGAGGCGGUAGGAAUCUCCGGUGACUGUGGAAGCCCGAGGGCUAAGUGGAGGAAGGUUUCCGGGUCGGGUCUUCAUUUGGCAGGAAAAAGGGAGGAAGGAGGAGGGGAUUUGUGUUUGGAUGGGAGUUCUUCAAUGGUGUUUACUAACAAAUGUCUUUGUGUGGGAUCGGAUUCUUUAGAUCUUCCUUUUUGUGAUCAAGACCCACAAAUCCAAUGGUUUAAACUUGUUCCUAUUAAUGUAUACUAA
Molecule: messenger RNA, 1545 nt
Organism: Impatiens glandulifera
Lineage: Eukaryota; Viridiplantae; Streptophyta; Magnoliopsida; Ericales; Balsaminaceae
Product: glycosyl hydrolase 5 family protein-like
Exons: 2
Coding region: 1-1545 (514 amino acids)
Molecular function (GO): hydrolase activity, hydrolyzing O-glycosyl compounds
Source: RefSeq, a predicted model, not a curated record